AUGGCCGGAAGAAACGCUGGGAGGAAUGAUGAGGCUCUUGCUGCAGCUAUACAGGCAAUGGCUCAGGCGUUCCAGAACCCACCCAAUUCUGACGAGAACGUGGGGUCUCGUAGUCUGGCGACGUUUCAGAGGGAGAACCCGCCUACUUUUUUGGGUAGGUAUGAUCCUGAAGGAGCCUUGGCUUGGUUGAAGGAGAUUGAAAGAAUCUUCAGAGUGAUGGAUUGCACUCUUGUGCAAAAGAUCCGUUAUGGAACUCAUAAGCUGUCAGGUGAAGCCGAUGAUUGGUGGGUGAACACUCGUCUAAGGUUGGAAACUGCGGGCGAGGAGAUUACUUGGGAAGUGUUUCGUAGAGAAUUUCUGAGGAAGUAUUAUCCAGAAGAUGUGCGAGGAAAGAAAGAGAUUGAAUUCCUCGAGUUGAAGCAAGGGAACUUGUUAGUCACGGAGUAUGCUGCUAAGUUCACUGAAUUGGCUAAGUUCUAUCCUCACUAUGAUGGAGCCAAUGCCGAAUUCUCUAAGUGCAUCAAGUUUGAAAAUGGAUUGCGUCCGGAAAUUAAGAAGGCUGUGGGAUAUCAAAAGAUUCGCGUCUUUGAGGAUCUGAUUGAUAGCUGUAGAAUCUUUGAAGAGGGCAACAAUGCAUACUAUAAGAUCUUGUCUGAGAAGAGAGGAAGGGGCCAACACAGCCGUGGUAAGCCAUAUGAAACUCCGAUUGGUAAAGGGAAACAGAAAGUGAUUCCGGGUCGAAGAACAAGUGGGGGAGAUGCUCCUGCUAAUGUUAUCUGUUUCAAGUGUGGAAAUCCGGGUCACAAGAGUAAUGUGUGUAGGCUUGGUGAAACGAGAUGUUUCCGUUGUGGUAUGCCGGGACAUGCGGCUCGUGAUUUUUUUCCAGAUGAGAUUCCUAGUGCUCCGCCAGAAAGAGAAGUGGAGUUCACUAUUGACCUUGUACCUGGUACUAGACCCAUCUCUAUGGCUCCGUAUAGGAUGUCAGCAUCAGAGUUGGUUGAACUGAAGAGUCAGCUAGAGGAUUUGCUUGAAAGGAAGUUUGUGAGACCUAGUGUAUCACCUUGGGGAGCUCCAGUUUUGCUGGUGAAAAAAAAAAGACAGAAGCAUGCGACUUUGUAUUGA
Messenger RNA from Lathyrus oleraceus (garden pea), 1122 nucleotides. RefSeq lists its product as uncharacterized. The coding region runs from base 1 to 1122 and encodes 373 amino acids. Gene Ontology annotation, molecular function: nucleic acid binding; zinc ion binding. The record is from RefSeq and is a predicted model, not a curated record. The transcript has 2 exons. Lineage: Eukaryota; Viridiplantae; Streptophyta; Magnoliopsida; Fabales; Fabaceae.